This is a messenger RNA of Wallemia mellicola CBS 633.66, 1606 nucleotides long. RefSeq names its product P-loop containing nucleoside triphosphate hydrolase protein. NCBI's taxonomy places the organism in Eukaryota, Fungi, Basidiomycota, Wallemiomycetes, Wallemiales, Wallemiaceae. The transcript has 3 exons. Gene Ontology annotation, biological process: iron-sulfur cluster assembly. The coding region runs from base 5 to 871 and encodes 288 amino acids. Gene Ontology annotation, molecular function: ATP binding; ATP-dependent FeS chaperone activity; 4 iron, 4 sulfur cluster binding. Gene Ontology annotation, cellular component: cytosol. The record is from RefSeq and is a predicted model, not a curated record.
CCAAAUGCAAAAUAUAAACGAUGAUAGCCCUGUAUAUAGGCGAUUAAAAGGUGUAAAGUCUAUCAUUUUAGUUUUAAGUGGUAAAGGUGGCGUAGGAAAAUCAUCUGUGGCGACCCAAUUAGCCUUAUCAGCAGCAACGAGCACGUCUUCAAAGGUUGGUCUAUUGGACGUUGAUCUCACAGGCCCAUCGAUACCUCGUAUGCUUGGUUUGGAUGGUCAAUCCGUUAGAAUGGGUCUCGAAGGCCAAGGAUGGGUACCAGUCCGUGCAGAUAAGGAAGGUAAACUCUCUGUAAUGUCAAUCGGAUUUUUAUUAAAGAGCAAAAAUGAUGCAGUCGUAUGGCGUGGUCCAAAGAAGACGGCAAUGAUAAGACAAUUCCUCGCUGACGUCAAAUGGGAUUGUGAUACUCUUAUCAUUGAUACACCACCAGGUACUUCAGAUGAGCAUAUCGCCCUCACUGAGCUUCUCUCACCUCUGGCGGAUAAGCUACAUUCAGUAAUCGUGACAACACCCCAGGCAGUUGCCCUUUCGGAUGUACAGAAAGAGAUUUCAUUCACUAAAACAGUCGGAAUACCAGUACUAGGUUUAAUAGAAAACAUGUCAGGUUAUGCAUGUCCUCAUUGUGCUGAUUGUACAAAUGUAUUCUCAACUGGUGGUGGUGAAUCAUUAGCAAAACGUGAGAAGAUUAACUUCCUCGGUAAAGUUCCUAUAGAUCCACUCCUGGUAAAGCUACUUGACGAUAUUAAGGUAAUUCAAGAAACAAAUUCAUCUGAAGCAGCAUCAACAACACUUAUUGAACGUUAUAAAGGAAUUCCAACAUAUAAAGUAUUUGAAACUAUCGCAAAGACUGUAUUAGAAAUAGCUAAUAGAUAGAAAAAUAAUCGUCCGGAUGUAAUUUAAAUACAAGAAUGAGUGAAUGAUAUCAAAUGAUCGUUAAAUGUGUGCUAUCCCGCAGCACAUGUAUAUAUUUGAAUGCAAAAAAGUCGUUAAAAUGAGAAAAUUGCUGCACGUCUUCUCUUUGUACCACCAAAUGGGUGGGCGACAACUGCAGCAGCGAAAAGGCCUACUGUAAGACCAAUAGCGGCUUGAAUCAAGCUCCCGCUUGUACCAAGCCCAAGUGAGCUUAAAUGGAUUAGACAUUUACUUCUUUGAACUGUAUGACUUACGAAUUAUCUGUAGAAUUAGUUCUUGCAACUGAAAGAAUACCACCAUCUGAUAAACCCGUUGGUAGUAAAAGCAUUAUACCACUUGCUGUCAUUGUAAAUGCAGGUCUUGAAGUUGUAAAUUUACCCCAAAGAUUACCAAUAAGACCAACAGUGAAACUACCAACUGCACUACUCAAAUCUACACGUGAAAUACGUUGUUUGACGAAGUAAUUGACAGUGUAACCUCAAAUAGCAAUGAUAACCAUCAAUGGUAAUUCACGUGAUUUGAUGGAUGCUUUAUUUCUUAAACUAAUAAAUAUAGCGUAGACGGGUACGCAAAGUAUGUACCAAUAAGGAUCAAUUUGUUGCUGAUAGAAAGGUGCACCAUCAGGAUGAGCAGCAUUACAUGAAAAGUCGUCAGCUGCCGUAUCCUCAUUAUUCCAUUGAUUUGUUACUAGUUUAA